This is a messenger RNA of Betta splendens (Siamese fighting fish), 7044 nucleotides long. It is a transcript of the gene prdm2b, whose product is annotated as PR domain containing 2, with ZNF domain b. NCBI's taxonomy places the organism in Eukaryota, Metazoa, Chordata, Actinopteri, Anabantiformes, Osphronemidae. Gene Ontology annotation, molecular function: histone methyltransferase activity; RNA polymerase II transcription regulatory region sequence-specific DNA binding; DNA-binding transcription factor activity, RNA polymerase II-specific. Gene Ontology annotation, cellular component: nucleus. The transcript has 9 exons. Gene Ontology annotation, biological process: regulation of transcription by RNA polymerase II. The record is from RefSeq and is a predicted model, not a curated record. The coding region runs from base 498 to 5567 and encodes 1689 amino acids.
ACGCACCGUCGGCCGCAGAUUGCGGGCCCAAAGGUUCCGUGUUAGGCGGCGGACUGAGCCCGCAGCGGAGGAGCGGGGACCCGGGAGCCCUUCGGCCGCGGUGCCCCGUCACAGUGAGCGUGCGCGCGCGCGCACACGAGCCUCAGACCUCCUCUCCCAACUGCACCGAUCCGAGUUGCCGAAGAGGCUCUCGACUCCGACUCGAGGCUCCAUCCGCCAUUUUCGGCAGAUUGAACGCAGGUAGAGCACAAAAAAAAUCACAAGUCCCCCCCCCCGGUGAAAUAGAGCAGGUCAGACGUGAACCUAAACCCCCGAAGCAGUCUACGACAGGCGGCGGUGGGGCAGAGCAGCUCCAGGCACCUUACUGCGGGCAGCAUCGGGAGGAGUGGGAGGACGCUCACCAGCGAGGCUUGAAAACCAGCGUUUCGGAACCAUGAUUUCACUCUGACAGCGUUCAAUCACGUUUGCUGCUUUAUGGAAACAAACCUGAGCAGGUCAUGGCUAUUACUGGAGGGACGGUGGAAACUCUGGAUGAAAUUCCGGCUCACGUGUGGAAGGGUUUGCCCGACUGCCUGAGCCUUGGACCUUCUGCGGUAAAUCAAAACCGUAUCGGAUUAUGGGCCACGCGGGUCAUUCCUAAAGGGAAGAGGUUUGGUCCGUUUGUCGGAGAGAAGAAAAAAAGGUCCCAAGUGGCCAGCAAUGUUUACAUGUGGGAGGUUUACUUCCCAGCGCGGGGCUGGAUGUGCGUGGACGCCACAGACCCCAUGAAGGGGAACUGGCUGCGAUAUGUGAACUGGGCACGCUCCAGUGAAGAGCAAAAUCUUUUCCCCCUGGAGAUAAACAGAGCCAUUUAUUACAAAGUUUUAAGGCCUAUCGGGCCGGGAGAGGAGCUGCUGGUGUGGUACACGGUGGAAGACAACCCCGAGAUAACAGCUGCACUGGAGGAAGAAAGAGCCAGCAGCCUGAGCAGGACGAGCUCCCCCAGGGCCAAGCGAGCCAGAGGAAAGCUGCUGGAGAGAGCCAGACAGGCUGGUUUGGGUGGAUUCAAGAAAACCAGCAAAACCAAACCUACUGUCAAGGAAAUGUGGGAUGGAGAGAAAGGACCGAAGGAGGAAGGUGAUAAGCAGUCAUCCAUAGGUUCCUCACAAGAACUCCUGGAAACCUAUUCAGAGGGAACCUCUGACCACAGAAGUAUGCAGGACAUGUCAGACGCAAUGGAAGUGGGUGGGGAGGAGGAAGAGGAAGGUGAAGAGGAUGAGGAAGAGGGUGCUGAUGAUUUGGUGGAUCCAGUUCAAGAAAAGCAGCAAACAGAUUCUACCCAAAACAGGCACCCUGGCUCUUCUCUGAUUGUUGCUAAAGAAAGCCAUAAUGAUUCAGACAUAAAGUUGGAGUCGCUUAUAGGGCAAGAACCCGACCUUGAUCCUGAUCCUGAUCUUGAAAUUGAUCUUGAUGGUGACCCCGAAUUCGAUCCACAUGGAGAGUCGUAUCCCUGCCAACACUGUGAACGUCACUUCUCUAGCAGACAGGGUCUGGAGCGUCACAUACACAUUCAUGCCAUCCCUAACCAACAAUCACAACUGUUUAAAUGUAGGUACUGCAGUAAAUCCUUCGGCUCACAGGUGGGACGGAGAAGACAUGAGAGACGGCAUGAGAGUGGGCCUAAGAAAAGGCCUGGUUCUUUGGCUGGAACUGGAAGUCCUUUCAGUGCUGUGUCACAGACAGAUGGUUCAAGUCCUGACUGCAGUAGUCCAACAACCCACUAUAUAGCCCAACUUGGUGGGGGACCACUACACAACUCUGAGAUGCAGAGAAAGGAAUUGGGUCUUCAUUCUGAUCGGCCUUUUAAAUUGGAUGAAAAUGGGGAGAGUUCAAAAGAACUUCAUCCAUGCAAAUACUGCAAUAAGGCGUUUGGCACACACACCAACAUGCGGCGCCACCAGCGCAGGAUACAUGAACGACACUUGUUACCAAAGGGAGUUCGAAGGAAAGGCAUGUUGCAGCAGCAGCCUGGUGAGUCCCCUGGCACCAGCCCCCCACCUGUCUAUGUGCCCAGUGCAGAUACAGAGGAUGAAGCCGAUGGGGAUGAUUAUGCAGUUGACAUAUCCAAAAAUAUCUCUGAAAACUUGAGCUAUUACAUUGACGGCAAGAUUGUGUCUACCAAUGCAGUGAGCAGCUGUGACGUAAUAGAGGUCGACUCGUCUCUGUUUGGUCUGGACACAGUUAUAAUUAGCCCAAAUCAGAUCAGUCAGGCGCUAAAGGUGGAGGGAAGAACAAGUGCUGCAAAGCAAGUGUCCAAUAUUGGCCAACCAGUGGCAAAAAGGAGAACAUCUACACCCCCACUUGUUCCCAACCUUAAAGUGGAGACAGAAACAGCAUCUUUGACAGCCACCUCAUCAUCAUCCUCUACAUCGUCCUCCUCUAACCUGCUAGUAGGAGGACUGUUCCAACAAGCCACAGACUCAUCAGCAUUUCAACGAGAGAAAACCGUUUAUCUUUCGCCUAAGCUCAAACAACUACUUCAGACACAAGACAUGCAAAAAUCAACUAUCUCCCUGAUUACAGAAAGCCAUAGACUGGGUUCCCCACUGUCAGUCACAUCGCUACCAGGGGCUUCGGGCAGAUUUAAAAGAAGAACAGCUUCUCCCCCAUCCUCUCCCCAGCUCAGCCCUUCAGGUAAAACAGAAAGCUGUAAAACCGAGGCAUCAAACUCGUACACGCUGAAGGCACUAAAGUUGGAAAGCCACAAGAUGUCACCUCCUGGGAACACGCCGGACAAAGAUGAUGGAGACACCCUGAGCCCUUCCGGAACUAAUACACAAGGUCAGACUUCUAGUAGCGGGGGAAACUCAUGUAAUCAACAGCCAUUAGAUCUAUCAAACUCUGUUGCUAGAAAAAGUGACAGCUUGCCCAAGGUGCUUGGGGAUUCGGCUCUGGAUUUAAGCUUUCAUCAUAAGAGCAGCAUUGAGCCUGAAUUAAAGGGCGGUCAAACACAACAGCCACCAAUAAAGAAGAGAAAGCCUAACACCAGCAUGCUUGAAAAGGUGCUGAUGAAUGAGUAUGUAGGUGAGGAAGGCUCAACGACUUUAGCCAGCAUAAGUUCUUACCACUCUCGCUCUCCAAAUAUUGCCUCAGACUCUGCGCAACCCUCCCCUCCAUCUUUGACCCCUGUCACCAUGAACCCAUCUUCCCCCGGUACCUCUAGUGUGACAUCUCCGACCCCACCUCCCCCUGUGUUACCUACCAUGCCAUCUCCAUCAGCAAUGCCCGGCUCACCUCUCUCUCAGGCUUCAGAUGCAGCUGCGCUGAGACUGCUUCCCGUUCUCUCGCCAAAAAUGUCCCCGAGUUCCAAGUCCCCCUCAGCCUCAGAGGAGACUUUGUUAAAUGAAGAAAAUAAAAAUGACAUGGAGAAUUGUGUGUCUGAACCACUGGACUCCCCGAGCACUCCAGCAAAAGAGCCCACUGAUCGCUCAGCGCCGCAGAGCCCUCCUGGGACCGCAUCAGAAGAUCCGCCCACUGUAGAAGAUGUUUCUCUGACAGUGACCAGCAACAACAAGCUGAACUGCAAAAUGAAUGAAGACACAGGCUCCUUAACAGAGAAAUCUAUGAAAACCGACCUUGCUCAUCCCCCAUCUGAACAAGAAACCUCAUCUUCCUCAGCGUCUUCACCUCUACCACAUGAUCCAUCCACAUCCCCAAGUCCACAAUCCCUGAUUCAGGUUAAGAUAAAGGAAGAGCCUCCGAACUGUGUGGAUGAGUUGGCAUGUACCAAUCAUGCUUCUAAGGAUGAUGUUGACUCGUCACCUCAGCCCAGUGCUCUUGAUAAACCAUCUAGCAAAACUUUUGAGGCAGAAGAGCUUGACAUGACGUACUGCAAGACGUUUGUGUGCAAUGUCUGCGAGGUGCCGUUUCCCUCCAUCAAAGAGCUCACUGGGCACAUCGCAGAGCAUGCUGCAGACUGGCCCUUCAAGUGCGAGUUCUGUGUGCAGCUGUUUAGCGAGGCUCCAGCGCUUUUGGCUCACCGGACAUCACUGCAUGGGGUGGGCAAGAUCUUUGUGUGCUCCGUUUGCUCCAAAGAGUUUGCUUUUCUCUGCAACCUUCAGCAGCACCAAAAGGACCUGCAUCCGAGCGAGACGUGUUCACAUACCACUGUAGAGAGCGGCAAGCUCAGGCCACAAAACUACACUGACCCCUCCAGAGCCAAAGAGGAGAGCAACCCAUCAACACCAGCACCAGAGGCAACUGAUGAACCGGCUCCACACACUGAGCCUGAUUUAGCAAAAGAAGAGGCUGAUGUUAACGGUAAUCAGGCGGAAGACGGGGAAGAGGACCCCAAUGAGGAGCUGUACACUACAAUAAAGAUCAUGGCCUCAGAAGGAGGGAAGCCCAAAGGCCCAGACGUCCGCCUUGGCAUUAAUCAACACUACCCCAGCUAUAAACCUCCGCCUUUUCCUUAUCACAGCCGUUCUCAUGCAGGCUCUGUGGCUUCAGCUACUAACUUUACCACCCACAACAUACCACAAACGUUCAGCACUGCCAUUCGCUGCACCAAGUGUGGCAACAGCUUUGACAACAUGCCUGAACUGCAUAAGCACAUAUUGGCCUGCGCCAAUGCUAGUGAUAAGAAGCGUUACACUCCCAAGAAGAACCCCAUCCCUCUCAAGCAAAUAGUGAAGAGCCCCAAUGGAGUCGUGUCACCCACAGCAGCCACUGCUGUCCAGAGUGCUUUCCGGAGAAUGGGUCAGCCAAAGAGACUUAAUUUUAAUCAAGACACAGCUAAGACAAAAAUGAGCGCCCUCAGUAAGAAGAGGAACCAGCUGGUUCAGAAGGCAAUUUCCCAGAGAAAUAAAGCCGCCACCACUGCAAAGAAGGUUAAAAUUGAACAAGAGCAGGCCUCUAACAUUUGCCCCCACUGCAGUCGGGAGUUUACAUAUCCUGCAAGUCUAAGUAAGCAUAUGUUGGUCAGCUGUCCAAUGAAGCCCGUUGUAAAGAAGGGCAGAAAAGGUCUGUCAGAGGUUAAAAAAGAGGUAGUGCCUGUGGCUGAUAAAAACAUGAACCUUAGGAAGAAAGUUUCAGACAGUGAGAUACAGCAGCCGGAGUCCACAUCUAAACGCCUCGGAAAGACCAGAGCUCGUAGCUCCGGUUCAGCAGCAGACCCUGAGCCUUCCCAGGUAGGCAAAGUAAAAACUGCUGGCGCUUUGGGCCAUUUAAAGAGGCCUGCCUCGUUCCCCGCCCCAGGUUCUGCGAACAAAAGGUCCAAGAAGGGCCAGGUUCAGUCACUACCUCUCACCCCGCCAGCGCCAGACACUCCCAGUGACCCUGCACAGCAGCGUCCUACCAUGAGAAUGCAGCGAAUGGGAAAGGAAGUAGCACCUAAGAGAUUAUCAGAGGCCAAGCCACCAGUAGCGGAGCAGCUGAAGGAGCGGUUCUCCCUAAGAACAAGGAAGAGAGUAGGAGGUCCAGUCACCAGGAGCUUACAAAUGUCCAACCCAGCUCCUGCAGCUGAGGUUAAAGCUGAGGAAGCACCACUUCAAGAGCCCAAAGAGACUCAGGAGGUGCUGAUGAAGUGAGCCUUGUGAAAACGCUCCUCCUGGGAUUGUGACACUCAUGCCUCAGUUGCUCUGGACUUUUCAAGGCACUGACUUGUGGUGGACUUGUUCACUCAAACUAAGAGAAGUCCACGUAUCUUAAAUGCCUUUGCUGGAUCUAAGGAGGGAACUCUCUUUAUCUUCCAUUUAUUACAAACUGUACUGAGCCUCGAUUUUAACCAGCCUUGCAAAAAAGAAAGAACACUGUAAAAGCAACUCUAGAUGACAUUGAGUUAAUAUAUACAAUAUGUGUCAUUACUUGACCCAAAACAGUAACAUUAGGGCUCCGUUAAUUGGGAAAAGUCGUAUAUUGCAAAAGGCAAUCAUGCAUUAGUUAGGGAAACUGGUUUAUUUUUUUGUUACAUAUUUUCCCCAUUUGGUUGUUUAGAUUUUUGGCUGUUUCCAGUCUCUUAAUGCAUGUGCUGAAUAGUGUGUAAACUAGAUGAAGCCAAUUUCCAUUUUGCUCUUAAUGGACACGUACAUAAGUUUAUACAUCAUUUGCAAAGUAUGUAUGUUUGAUUUCUGUAGUCGUUAUAUUGUAGGAUAUAUCUUUAAUGGCUUUUUUUUGUUUAGGGGGAACGUAAAUGAAAAUGGCAGUUUGUUGACUGCAACAGUUGGUCCUCAGGAACACUGUACAUGCGUGCGUGGGAAGUAUGUGAAUGGUUAUGGUUGGAUGUGCAGCCUGACACCUAUUCCUUUGGUCUAAAUCUCAAGUAUGUCUCAUGUUUUUAUGUUCUCUUUUGUUUAUCUGACGUUAGCAGGUUAUUCCACGUGUAAAAAUGAUGGAGACCGUUGUAUUCUACCUAACAUGAUGUGCGUCCUGAACAGAAUUUUUUUUAAUGCCACUCAUACAGCUCAGUGUUCUUUCAGCACUUUAAAUAUUUUCCACAAAUCUUAAAAUUGGUUUGUCUCCAUUGAGCAGUUCGACACAUGAAAAUGACACAUGAACCAGCUUUAAUGUGCCAAAAUGCGUGACUCAAGUACUAGAAGGGUUGAAUGCGACACGGCUUUUAUCCUCGGUCGUUGGAUGUCAAAGUUGCUUCAUGUGUAGAUUUUCUUAUAGCUCCCAUGCCAACAGUGAACGAUGCUUCUUCUGAGGAUAAAGUCAUUUUUGUUUUAUUGAGAUGUUAAGACUGUACAUGAUGAGAAUGUUAAGUCCCAACCGAUGAAACAAUUACUUGUAGUUUGUAGCAUAUCCAGCCAUCGCCCCUUUGUUCUACUCUAGAUUAUAUCCUUAGUGGGAUAACACACACACACACAGGCAGUGCUUAAAUGCUUGUGGCGCGCUGUGGGAAAGAACAUUGAAGAUUAUGAUUUGAAGCUAAUUUAUAUUUCCUCAAGAAAUUUUCAUGUUAUGCCUUUCAGCAUCAAGAUUAUGUAUUUAAGGGUGAACAAAGACAAAAUCGUGAAUGACCUCAAGAAAAACAUUGCUGUAAUUGAAAUAAUAAAAAAAGGUUUU